AUGGCGUCCACCGACGGAAUCGCCUCUACACCGCUCUCGCCCGACAUGGAAAAGUCGUCCAUCCCUUCGUCCGACAGCUACGCCAAGGCAGCUUACAAUGAUCCCUCGGCCAUCGAGCGCCUCGGCAUGGACGAGCACUCGCCCGACGGUCACGUCCAGCGCAACCUCAAGCAGAGGCAUCUCUCCAUGAUCGCCCUCGGCGGCACCAUCGGCACCGGCCUCUUUGUCGGUCUCGGCGGCUCCCUCGCCAACGCCGGUCCCGUCAGCACCCUCAUCGCCUACAUGAUCAUGGGCGUCGUCGUCUACUCCAUGAUGGUCGCACUCGGCGAAGUCAGCACGCUCCUCGCCGUCCCCGGUGGCUUCACCCACCACGCCACCCGCUUCCUCGACCCCAGUCUCGGCUUCGCCCUCGGAUGGACCUACUGGUACUCGUACGGCAUCACCAUCCCCACCGAAAUCUCGGCCUCCGCCAUCGUCAUCCAGUACUGGGACACCACCCAGUCCAUCAACCCCGCCGCCUGGAUCUCCAUCCUCCUCGUCCUCGUCAUCGGCGUCAACGCGCUCGGCGUCAAGUACUACGGCGAAACCGAGUUCUGGUUCUGCCUCAUCAAGGUGGUCGCCAUCAUCGUCCUCAUCAUCACCUCGCUCGUCAUCGACCUCGGCGGCGGCCCCCGCGGCGACCGCAUCGGAUUCCGCUACUGGAAGGAUCCCGGCCCCAUGGCCCAGCUCUUCUGGCAGCCCGACCCCGUCACCGGCAGGCCCACCGGCGGCAUCAGCGGCGCGUUCGGUCGCUUCCUCGCAUUCUGGAACGUCUUUGUCCAGUCCGCCUUCUCGUUUGCAGGUACCGAGAUCAUCGGUGUCGCCGUCGGCGAGGCAGAGAACCCGCGCAAGAACGUGCCCAAGGCCAUCAAGCGCGUCUUCUGGCGUAUCCUCCUCUUCUACGUCCUCGCCAUCUUUAUGGUCGGCCUCGUGGUCCCUUACACCGACCCUCGUCUGCUCAACGGCAGCAGUGACGCCAGCGCCUCGCCCUUUGUGCUCGCCAUCAGCAACUCGGGCAUCCGCGUGCUUCCCCACAUUGUCAACGCCGUGCUCCUCGUCACAACUUGGUCCGCUGCCAACUCGGAUCUCUACGCCUCCUCCAGAACCAUCUACGCGCUUGCGCUCGAGAACAAGGCGCCCGCUUUCCUGCGCAAGUGCACCAAGAACGGCCUCCCCGUGUGGGCGCUCGUGGUCACCUCGCUCUUCGGUCCGCUCGCCUACAUGUCGUGCGGCGCGGGCGGCGCUGAGCAGGCGUUCGAGUACCUCUACGACAUCUCGGCCAUCUCGAUCAUCAUUGCAUGGAUCAUCAUCCUGUGCACCUACGCCCGCUUCUACCACGGCCUCAAGUUCCACGGCAUCGCGCGCAACACGCUCCCCUACACUGCGCCCUUCCAGCCCUACCUCACCUACUUUGGCAUCAUCUUCCUCAGCCUCGUGCUGCUCUUCGCCGGCUUCACCGUCUUCCUCAACGGCCAGUGGAGCACGAGCAGCUUCGUCACCACCUACAUCUGCAUCCCCAUGUUUGUCGUCCUCUGGCUCGGCUGGAAGUUCUACCACAAGACCCAGUUCGUCAGCCUCUCCCAGAUGGACUUUGACACCGGUCGAAGGCAGAUCGACGAGAACGAGGAGGCGGAAAAGAUCAAGGAGUCGCAGAUCACCCGCUCCACCCUCGAACGCUUCUGGGACUGGUUGAUCACGAUCCCAUCGCACCUCGCCACCACCAUCCCCUUGGCGUUGGGGGCCAGCCGAAUCAUGUCGGUCAGGCGUCUGCUCUCCAUCAGCGACGGCCUGCCCACGUCUCGCUUUGUCCACGAAUUCUUCCUCCCCAAACGCCCAGCCCGAUUCGAAGCGCUGCUCUCCCCCACUCCGUCCACAGACAAGGUGGUCUGGCCCGCGCUCCACAAAUGGUCUUCACUCGACGCCAACGGACGAGAGACGCUCGAUGGCCUCAAGAGGCCUGACUCCGCUCAGAUCAUCGUUCCCGUCGAGAUCUCUCGCCCCAAUCUGGGAUACAACGCUGCGCCGGGACACUGGGACCGCAUCGAGAUGCCCUUGGCUCUGUUCGUAGACGCUUUCGUCCAGGGCAAGAUCCCCUGGAACAACGACGGCCAAGCCGCACAGCGCCAGCCCGUUGGCUACCUGGCACAGUUCGACCUCCUCUCAAAAGCUCCCAGCCUCGCAGCUGAAGCACCCGCCUUGCCGCACACAACCGCAGGACCCAAGGGCACCAACGAGCAAUGGCGUAGCAAUACCUGGAUCGGCCCGCCAGCCACGUAUACCCCCUUGCACCGCGACCCAUACGAAAACAUUUUCGCCCAAGUCGUCGGUCGCAAGCGCAUCCAUCUCUUCGCGCCACAUCUCGCCCCUUACCUCUACAUCAACCAGACCGGUCCACAGCGCAACACAUCCGCCAUCGCAUCAGAGCACGAUCUCCUCCAUCCCGCUCACGACCGUCCACUGCUCUCCACCGCGCUCGCUAGCGAAGACGCCUUCGUCACAGAGCUCGGCCCAGGCGAUGUGCUCUACAUCCCCAAGGGCUGGUACCAUUGUGUGCAGAGCCUGUCCAUCAGCGCCAGCGUCAAUUUUUGGUACCUCUGA
Molecule: messenger RNA, 2637 nt
Organism: Moesziomyces antarcticus
Lineage: Eukaryota; Fungi; Basidiomycota; Ustilaginomycetes; Ustilaginales; Ustilaginaceae
Product: amino acid transporter
Exons: 3
Coding region: 1-2637 (878 amino acids)
Biological process (GO): amino acid transmembrane transport
Cellular component (GO): membrane
Molecular function (GO): amino acid transmembrane transporter activity
Source: RefSeq, a predicted model, not a curated record